Tarenaya hassleriana is the source of this 831-nucleotide messenger RNA. RefSeq names its product NADH dehydrogenase (ubiquinone) complex I, assembly factor 6. Gene Ontology annotation, biological process: biosynthetic process; mitochondrial respiratory chain complex I assembly. Lineage: Eukaryota; Viridiplantae; Streptophyta; Magnoliopsida; Brassicales; Cleomaceae. Gene Ontology annotation, cellular component: mitochondrion. The record is from RefSeq and is a predicted model, not a curated record.
AUGAACGUUUCUUCCACCUGCUUUCAUGUUGCAUUCUCCCACUGUGUAUAACAAGUACGAAGUUAUGACUACCAUCACUACCUCUGCCUCCUUCAUUUCCCUCCCGAGAUGCGACAACUCACUUUUGCCCUCCGAGCUUUCAACGUAGAUAUGGCUAAAGCCGUGGAUGUUGCAUCUGAUCUAAGAAUCGACUUCAUGAGGUUACUUUGGUGGCAAGAGGCAAUCGAUAAACUCUACACGGGAAAGCAAAUAAACGAUCCAACUGCACAUGUUCUGCCAUGGGUAAUAUCUGAGCAUAAGAUUAGAAAAUCAUGGUUAAAAUGCUCGGUUGAAGCCAGAAUACGAUAUGCCCAAAGAGAAGCCAGUGAUUUACCAGAGAACAUCGACACGUUCGAGAAAUAUGCAGAGGAUAUAGUUUUGGCUCUUCUCUACAAUAUCCUUCAUGCAGACGGUAUCAGAUCAACCAUGACUGACCAUGCAGCUUCACACAUCGCCGAGAAACAUGGAUUACUUGUAAAAGAAACCGGGCAGUUAGAGAUCCGUCUAGAUCCAAAGAAUUCUAGAGAAGGGUUGUGCAAUGUGGUGUUCGAUAUCGCUUCUAUUGCAAAUGUUCAUCUUCUGAAAGCACGAGAAUUGGCGGGAAGGACAGGAGCUAAACCUGUUCUGCUCCAAUCUGUGCCGCCGCAAGUUUUGUUGGAUUCUGUACAAUUCGAUGUUUUCAAUCCGAGGUUGCAUAAAGGAGUUUUGGGUGUUCUUCCUUUGUGGUUUCAUUGAAAACUCAAGUGGUAUUCAUGGAGAGGACAAUACCGAAACUUGCAUUAUGAUUUAUGA